AUGAUUCGGUCGCGGAAGUCUCACCUGGUAGCAGGAACUCGUUACUUAUCACACACGUCGCAAAACCUAUCAGAUGCCAACACAGGUCGGCCCGUGAAUAUGUUUUCACCAUGCACUGCCCUGCGCUAACAAAGUCUGCAGGCGAGGCAUCUUUCAAACAUAAUAACUCUCCGAUAAAAGAAGAGGAGAAGAGCCAACCAAACUCGGAAAGCGACAAACCAUCAAAGCCAGAGAAAGCAAAGUCUAUCAGUCAGGCCGACGACGAACUUCGUGAACGUCUUGAGCAAAUGUCCGGCGGAGGUGGAGCCUCUGGCAUUGAAUACGAGGAUGGACAACCCAACACUAUGAAACGAAGUGUUCGGAAUAAUAUGUUCCGCUAUAUUUGAGGGCCCGAUCAGGAGAUGGCAAAACAAAGCCGCAUCACCUCGUAUGAGGACAAA
This is a messenger RNA of Aspergillus steynii IBT 23096, 440 nucleotides long. RefSeq lists its product as uncharacterized. The coding region runs from base 111 to 386 and encodes 91 amino acids. Lineage: Eukaryota; Fungi; Ascomycota; Eurotiomycetes; Eurotiales; Aspergillaceae. The record is from RefSeq and is a predicted model, not a curated record. The transcript has a single exon.